AGGGCGCUGUUCAACAUUUCUGGAUUGGCAAGAUGGCGUUGUCUUUGAGUCGCUACGGUCGACACUUCUUCGCCAAAAGUAACGGAUUUAGUAAUAUUUGCAAGAGAAUCCAAGGUGUAAAUGCUGUCAUUUCGUCACAACCAAGGCGCGAUCUAUCAAUUCAUGAGUACAUGAGCUAUGACCUCUUGAGGGAAGCAGGGGUCAACUUGCCUAAGGCGGAAGUUGCUAAGACACCUCAGGAGGCCUAUGAGAAAGCCAAAAGUCUGGGUAGUGAGGAUGUUGUCAUCAAAGCGCAAGUGUUGGCUGGAGGUAGAGGCAAAGGAACCUUUGAGAGUGGCCUGAAAGGCGGAGUCAAAUUAGCAUACUCACCAGAGGAAGUCAAAGACCUUGCUAAGCAGAUGCUUGGUCGGAAGCUCAUCACAAAGCAGACAGGACAGGCUGGAAGACUGUGUAGUGCUGUCUUAGUCUGUGAACGGUUGUACUCAAGGAGGGAGUAUUACUUCGCUAUUACAAUGGAAAGAGCAUUCAUGGGGCCAGUGUUGAUUGGUAGUUCUCAAGGGGGAGUGAACAUCGAAGAUGUAGCAGCAGAGGACCCUAGUGCAAUUAUCAAAAUACCUGUUGAUAUCAUGAAUGGAAUCCAGGAUGAGGAGGCAGACAAUAUGGCAAAGCAAAUGGGAUUCUCAGAAAAUUGUCAAAAGCAGGCUGCAGACACGUUCAAGAGGCUGUACAAUUUUUUCAUUGUGAACGACUGCACAAUGUUAGAGAUUAACCCACUGACAGAAGACAACCAGGGCUCAGUUCUUUGCAUGGAUGCAAAGAUAAACUUUGACGACAAUGCAGCAUACAGGCAGAAGUCGAUUCAUGACCUGAAGGACUGGUCUCAGGAAGAUGAGCGAGAGGUGAUUGCUGCUCAACACAACCUGAACUACAUUGGGCUAGAAGGAGAUAUUGGAUGCCUUGUGAAUGGCGCUGGUCUAGCAAUGUCUACUAUGGAUAUCAUCCAGCUCCAUGGAGGAUCUCCAGCAAACUUUCUGGAUGUUGGAGGUGGAGCUACGGCUGAGCAGGUCAAGGAGGCGUUUAAACUCAUUACAUCAGACAGCAAGGUGAGAGCUAUCUUGGUCAAUAUCUUUGGCGGUAUCAUGCACUGUGACAUCAUUGCUAAAGGUAUCAUAUCAGCUGCUCAAGAUCUGAAUCUGAAGCUGCCUAUUGUUGUAAGGUUACAAGGCUCCAGGGUUGAUGAUGCCAAGGCUCUGAUAGCUGCUUCUGGAAUGAGAAUCUUGGCCUGUGAUGACUUGGAUGAAGCUGCCAAAAUGGUUGUGAGGCUGUCUACAAUUGUUGCUCUAGCCAAGGAUGUAUCAGUUCAUGUUGACUUCCAGUUGCCUCUAUAGAAACAGUCACAGUUCAGCGUUUCAUACCAAGUGUUACCUAAUGGACUCAUGAGUGUUACCCAGUGGGCCCACGGGUGUUACCUAAUGGACUCAUGAGUGUUACCGAAUUGACUAAUACAUUUCUUAUGAUAGGGAUCCGAAGGUGUAUCUCAAAAUUCAUCGAUCACCUAUACUUAGGACCGUCUGCUCUGCCUACAGUGUUUCCCUUACGUAUAUCCUUCUCCCUUUAACAAGUGAUUCUUGAAAGAACGUCUCGUUUCUGAAAGGAACAUUCUGAAUAGGACAGAAACUGUCAAGUUUUGAGUUACUUCCUUUAAAACGUCACUUCAUUUGUGUUAUCAAUUUUCAAAGAAGCUUAGUUUUCUAGUAAGCAAUGUUUAGUUCCAGUUGGCCUACCACGUUGAAUGAAUUCAGAGGGGAUUUUUUAUUUAUUGAGAGCAAUGUGAAAUAAUCUUCCCUCCUGGUUGUUUUCUAGUUUUAUUUUGAAGAACAGAGGGACUUUGAACUUCCAGUUGUUAUAAAAUAUGCAUUGUGUAAACAUUAAGACUGAUAGUUACUUUAUUCACAAUUAAAACAACAUGCUAUGUGCCAUUCAAAUUAAUUUUUUGCCAGUUUUCAAUAAAUUUCCAGAUUUCUUUAUUAGUCCACCCAGUAGUUUUUGUAAAAACUGAUUAAAAAGAGUUACGAAGUCCAAUUUGUGCAAAAUCUCUGAAUCCGCAGCUCUGUGCCUGAAGCUUUGCAAUUGUGUCUGGUCGUAGAAAAUAUUCGGACAGAGGGUAAAAAGACAUAAAAACAAAGUUUAUUGUCCGCAGUAUUAUAUUUUGCUAAUAACAUGCACAAAAAGGACACGAUGUUAGUUUCUGCCCUGUUGAAGGGAAUUUUUUGUUCCAGACACAUCUGAUAUCAUGAUGGAUUUUCGUUACAUUUCUAGCCAUUGUUUUCAAUAAAACUCAUUACAGUUAGUGUAUUUGUAAAAAAAAGUUACCACCCAAACUAGUAUGACUCACUUUGCAGUUUUCUCACCUUAUAAGAAAAUGGUUAGCAACACAUUAUUGAUUUUUAAAAUGGAGUGUUUUUGUUGGGAGAAUUCAGGUAUUGUAUAUUUCAAGACUGGCAACCUGUUACUAAAAAUUGGGACAUUCUUGAAAUAAACAGGGAAUUUACUAAAAAAA
This is a messenger RNA of Acanthaster planci (crown-of-thorns starfish), 2560 nucleotides long. It is a transcript of the gene sucla2, whose product is annotated as succinate-CoA ligase ADP-forming subunit beta. Gene Ontology annotation, biological process: succinyl-CoA metabolic process; tricarboxylic acid cycle. Gene Ontology annotation, molecular function: ATP binding; succinate-CoA ligase (ADP-forming) activity. NCBI's taxonomy places the organism in Eukaryota, Metazoa, Echinodermata, Asteroidea, Valvatida, Acanthasteridae. Gene Ontology annotation, cellular component: succinate-CoA ligase complex; mitochondrion. The record is from RefSeq and is a predicted model, not a curated record.